AUGCAGGGAGACUCCUCGCUUGCGCAGCGCCUCCAAGAGUUGCAAACUCUGGCGCGACGCCACGCUUCAGAGUCGCCCCGUUCUGUCCCUUGUCCCCCGGCGCAGCCGUCGGUCUCUCCUCAGCAGCUUCGUCUCCUUCUCUCGCGUCAGGAGAGCCUGCGUCAAACCCUCGCGGCGUCUGCCUGUCUCCCCACUCCACCUCUUGCGUCUCUGCCUCCGACAUCGGCCGCUCGGCCUCUAUCGCAAGAUGCAGCUGACGAGGCACAGUUCCUUGGCGGCGAAGCCACGGGACAGAAAAAUGUACCUGUUGGCCUCGCACACGCCGUGGGAAACGACUCGUCUCAGCACCCGGCGCGUUCCGUCUCCCUGGGGAGUCUCCCUGGAGGCGCAGCCUCUGGGGGUCCAGCCUCCGGAGGUCGGGGGACAGUCUCCGGGGUUGGCGAGGCGAGGGGAAACAGCAUCAGCCCAUCGGCUCAGAUGCUUCUUCAGCUUUUUCUUCAGCAACAGAUGCGCCUGAAACAGGAUGGAGACCGGCCGCCUUGCUCGUCUUCGGACGCCCUCACGCCAGGCAGCGCGGCUCCAUCGUCCAACACGAAGGCGGGCCCUGCGCCGGUAUCUUCGCCUCCCACGCAGACGCCCGUCCCUCGACCGUCCUCUCUCCCUCUCCGCGGCGCGAGACACCCUCCUCCCUCUGCGCAGGCUUCUGGGCCUCUGGCCUCUCUGAUCCCUCGGUCGCCGCUGGAAGGCCAGCCCGCUUCUGGAGGCGCGACUGCGGUCGUAGAGCCCGAUGCGGCGAAGCAGCUCCGUCUGCUUCUCCAGGCUCUGCACGGGAACGCCCGCGGAGAGAUCCCUGCUUUCGGGCCCAGGGGUUUGGCUCCCCAUCUCCCUUCGAUGUCUCCCUCCAGCUGGCGCGGCCCCUCGCUGGGGACAGGCAACGACGCGCUGCUGGCGCAGCUCUUCCGAUCUGCGCUUCUCUCCGCUCAGUCUCAAGGGCAUUCCGCGGUGUCUCCUUCCACGUACUCGGCUCCAGGGUCCUCGGGCGGGCCGAAUCCAUCGUCUUUAGCUCCUUUUCCUCCUCUCAGCGCCACUCCGAGCGCCUCUGUCCCUCCCGUCCAGUCUCCUCCCACAGCGGAGACAGCGGCCGUGACGGCUCCUGUCUCGCCGCCACCCUCUCUGCCUCCUCAGCAGGUCGCCACGGCGCGGCUUCUGUUGGAGAGUUUGCGAGGCCGAGAGGGUGAACCAGGCGCACCGGGCGUUUCGCGAGUAGCCGCGCUUCUCCAGCGGCUCCUUCGGGAGAAAGGCGUUGCCCCGACGUCUCUCGCUUCUGCGCCAUUUGCCGGUCGCCCGGCAUCGCCGCCUCCGGCACCGCCAGCGGGCGGGUCUGCGGCCGACUCGGCCACCCAGCGUCUCCUCGCGUCUCUUGCGUCUUCGCUGGGCUCAGGACUGGGAGGCGCGGCCAGCAGAAAGGCGGGAUUUCCUUCUUCGCCUUCUCGUUCGGCCUCUCCUGGACCUCAAAUCGGCCCGGCUGACCUGCGUCACCGACUUUUGUCGCUCUCCUCUUCUCUCGGUCUCGCUGCCCCGCGACAGCACCCGUCCGGCGCCUCUGGCGACUCUCUGCCGGCCCCGUCUCUCCCUUCUCCCGCCGUCGCGUCGUCCCUUCUCGGGCAACGCUCGGGCGAAACGGCCGCUCUCUUUGCAGCGGCCUUCGCGCAGCAGGCUCGGAUGCUACUGGAGCGAAAGCGGGGUCGGGAAGGCGACGAACGGAGCGGCGGGAGAAAGGAAGCGAGGCAGGAGCGGAAAGAUGAGUCUUCUACGCAUCGGAAGAAAGGCGCAGAUAAGAAGGCCGUCGCCUCGCUCGCUGUCGGUGUGGGGACGGGGCCUACGCAGCGGGGUCGGAAAGACAGAGAAGAGGCUCUCGACGCCGAACCAGACAAGGAGGAAGGGACAGAUAAAGCGAGUCGCAGUCUCUCGCUUCCGGUGCGCGCGAGGCCAAGCCGAGGCCGCGGGCGGCUGGGCGCUGAGGCGCGUAACCCGUCAUCGCCUGCUGGAAGACGCCUCGAGGUCGGAAAGAGCGAGGGAGACAAACAGGAGCAAGCAGGCAGCGAGGCGCAGGCGAAACGCCAGAUUCAAGGCGGCGUGAACGCGAAAACUGGACGACGCGUGUCGCCUCCCCGCGCUUUGCCUUCGACUGCAGGACCGAAGAGGAAACGCGGAGGCCGCAGUCUGGACCCGGCGGCGGGGCAAACCGGCGCGCGUCGCGGCUCCGCUGUCUCCUACGUGGAGAGACACCCGCGGACGGCGGGCUCGUGCCUGGACGAGGAAGAGGAGGAGGACUCUUCGCGCGCCAAAGACACUUCGUCGACCGCGUCGGCCUCGGCCCACAGACGACCGUCUUCACCCUCGUCUGUGGGGAAAUCUCCCGCGUCUGGAGCUCCCGCAGACGCUGUCUCCCCGACGGACGACGCGACGUCGUCGAGCAGCGAAGAGCCGGAAGAAGAGCCGGAAGAAGACCAGGAGACACCGGUUUUCCGCGAGGGACCGCCGAUGACGGACGAAGAGCUGCGGCGCGCUGCCGAGGGAGUGCAGAACAUCCCUGCUCUGACGGUCCCGGCACUCGUGCGAGCUGCGGUCUUGCCCGUGCGCAUCGAAGGCUUCCACGCCCUCGAAGAGACGCAGCUUCUGUCGGGAAGGAAAGACUGGCUUCGCUACGAGUGUCCUCUAUGCGAUCGGCAGGCUCACCCCCCUGACGCGUACUGGGCGAACUUUCAGCACUACCUCACGUGCCACUGGCGAAGACGCCAACGUCUGGGGGGGUAUGUCUGUUUCCCCUGCAGACGCCGCCACGACCUUUCACUCAAGGCAGGGAGCACGGGGUCUGUAUCUGAAUCGGGUUCGUCGGCUGGGGCCGUUUCCUCGUCGGUCUCGGCCCCGCCUUCGCCUUCCUCCCUGUCUCAAGGCGUUUCAAAAGGCGGGAAGCUCUCCUGCGGCCCGCGGCGAGGGCGCAAGUACCACUUCCACUGUCCCCUCUGUGCGGAAGUCUUUCGCACAUUUCCGUGUCUCCAAAGGCACGCCUUUGCCGCGCACCCCGCCUCGGCCGCGGACCCGCGCCUGCAACUCGCUCCGCAAAAGCUGCACACGCCCUGGAUGGACAAAGAGGAGGACUACACCGUUGCGCUGCGAAGGGGGGAAGAGGGCGAAGAGAAAGACGGCGUGGACGCGGGCACCGAGGAACCAGACGAAUCCGGCGAGGAAGCGGACGAGAAGACGGAGACGGAGGGCGAGGGGAGAGUCGGAAGCGUCCAGGAGGAGGCCGCUGGGGAAGACGCGGAGGCGAAGUCGAACAGCGACGUGGGGAGACUCCCCGACGACGCGAACGGCUCAGAAAAGGAACCACGCAGUGGCCGCGAGGAUGAAGAGUCGCCGGCCGCAUGCUCGAGUUCUCCGUCCGCGACCGAAGCGAGGGAGUCCGUCGACGCUGUCUCGCCCGCGUCUGUGGCGCUCUGCCGGGAGUCGGGGAAGGUAAAAGCCGAAGGGAAGGAGACUGCGGAAGCGUCUUCUCUGGAGGCAGACUCCCCGGCGUUGGCUUCAGUCGCGCCCGAGGGCGAUGUCAAUGCGGUCAGUGAGGAGCGGGGCCCGGACGCGAAAGAGAGCGACGCGGGCCACGGCGGCGAAAGAGACGCCGCCCCUCCGCCGUUGCGCAGUUGCCUGGUCCUUCGCGCGAGCCGGUCAACCUCCGAGGGCCUCAGUAUCUCGUCUGGAUCCGCCAAAGAAGGAAAGAAAGUUAAAGACGAGAAAGAGGAUCCUCCUGCCGACGGGGAGCGUGGCGACGGGAAAAGAGAAGAUGGCGAGAAGGACGAAAAGAAGAGUGGCAGUCCUGAGAAGACAGGUGAACGACGCGUCAAGAAAAAGGUAGCUUUCGUUCCGCAAGUUCGCGUCAGGCCUCUCGAUAAAGAGCUCUCGAUCAUGGAGAAGCUGGGUGCCGUCAUGGGCCCGGUGCUGACGGGAGGCGUUGCUGCGUCAGCGCCCGCGACGGGCGCCACGGAGAACGACGAGGCGACUUCGGGAGAGGCGGCUCCAGGCGGCGCUGCGAACAAAGAAGGCGAAACCUUUUCAGGCACCCUCAUUCCUCUAGACUUCAAUCGGCGCGGGACGCGCAGCGCUACCGUGGCGGCCAUGGCGGCCGAGCGAGAGCGUCUUUCCCCUGCUUCGUCUCCCGCCGCCGAGGGCGCCGCGUCUUCGCCAGCCUUCUCGUCCGUCUCUCGAGGCGGCCGAGAGCGAGGCCGAGCAAUGGCGGGGGCUGAAGCGGCUGCUGCCGAGGAGGUGUCGCACGUGGAGGAGAAGGACGGGUCUUCGCGGGCGGCCUCUGGGUCGGGGCGCGGAGGCCGAGGCAGAGGCGGGUUCCCCCUCUCUUCUGAUUCUCAAAAAGACGAAUCGAGCGAAAACGCCCCAGCCGAACGCAAGGCUGCGGCGCCGGGGGAAACUGAGCAGGGACGCGCCGCCUGUCCGAACAGUGAGGAGAGCGAAGCCCAGUCGGGGAAUUCGAGAGGCGGAGGACGAGGCCGGUCUCCAGUUGCUUCUCCAGAACACGACUCCGAAACGGCAAUUCCUACGCAGGCGCCGGAGUCUUUAACUCAGCCGGGAAAAGACACGGCUUCUGGCGGUUCACCGACGGCGAGUCGCGGUUCGGGGCGGGGCUUAUGCCCAGCCGCUGGAAAGGGGGAAGGCGACGCCUCUCCGGGUUCUCCAGCGUCGCGUUCACCCUCCUCUCCUUCCUUGGAGGAUGGCCUGUCGAAGGAAGACGAGGAUCUCCCGCCGUGGAAGAGGCGAAAACGCAGCCUCGGCGGGCCUUCUGCCACGGGCGCGUCUUCACUGGUGUCCCCGUCAGCCGCUUCGGCCCUCCCCACAGUCUCUGUCACGUUGCCGUCCUCCCCGCGAGACAAGGACUCGUCGCUGCCUUCGUCUCCGCGGUCUGCGUCUCCUUCCUCGAGACGCGUGUGUGUCUCCAUUGCAGCGGCGGCUGCAGCCGCCGCGAGAGCUCGGAAGCUCGCCUCGCCUGGAAGGGACGUAGGCGCCGCGACUGCAUGCACUCCGUCCGUGGCCAGAAGAAGGCAAGGGGAAGGAAGCGAGAUUGCACAGCAUGUCCAUGCCGUGACAGUCUCCGCAGAAGAGAAACCGGCUGUGUCUGUGGACGCGGGAAGUCUGCCAGUGGGGCAAAGGCGGACGAGCCCACGGUGCAAUGCAAAUAACGGAGUGUCUCCCUCGUCUUCAGCUGCCCCGGCGCCUCGCGAGAGCUGUGAGGAUGGCGGAAAGACACGCGGAAAGAUAGGAGCUCUGCAGGUCCCAGAGGAGACGAGCCCAACUAGCGGCCAGCGGACGCCGGGGCGCUCCUCCGGCCAGGUGUCUCCUGUGGGGCGCCGGUCGCGGUCGGGGAGCCCCAGCCCCCAGCGGCCGCCGUCACCGGAGCGGAGGCGGGGGUUGCGCGUAGAAGACAGAGAGACAGAGGGAAGAGGUGGGGAGGAAGAACGAGACGGGAACGAUGAACAGAGAGGGAGAAAAGAAGAACGUGGAGGCACGCGAGAGCGGGAAGAGAAGAAAGAAGACGCCCGAGAGGGGAAAGAAGCAAAACCGAUGGCGAAACCCAAGACGAAGACGGCCGCAUCUUCGGCUUCAGGUUCUGGUCGAGCCUCUCCGGAUUCAAAGAAAGAAGCGAGUGAAGAGAAGAGCGCUUCUGAGAUCGGGCCGGUCGAUGCCACCGGAAAGCAGAAGAAAACAGGAAAAAAGGGAGAAAAAGCUGGUCACACGAAGCCGCGCGUCGUGGUGUCACCGUCACGAACAACCCUCAGUGGGCGCGGCGGACGGCAGCGAAGAGAACACAGGCACAAGCUUCAACAGAGCAGAAGAAUUAAUCUGUCCUCUUCUCUGUUGACACGGCCUCCUCUGAGAAGACGAGCGAAGGGGAAAAGUCGUGGAGACUCCCGUCGCGCCUCCUCUCCGAUGUCUUCGCCUCGGGCUCGGUCGCGAGAACCAGAGCGUAGGCCUGCUGGGGCGCCAGCGCCUGUGUCUGCGUGCGAUCCCGCCUUGCUGUCCUCUUCUGUCUUGGGCUCCAGUGUCUCUUCUACGGGCGUGGAGACAGCGGGCGCGUUGCGCUCCACCGGUCGCCGGCACCGCGACCGAUCAGGCGACUGUCGUGGACGUGGACAGGCUAGAGCUUCGAGGUUGUGUCUCACUUCCGAUUUCUUGGACGCCUCGCCUCUGUUUGUGCGCCACGGCCAAAAUCUCUCUCUCCAGCGUCUACCGUCACAGCCGCCUGCGGGCGUGCUGUGUGCUAGCAGGCGCCAGAAGAGACGCCCUGUCUCCACGCGGUCGGACGGUGUGAAGCCGCUCGCUGGCGACGGGGGCACGCCGACGGGGAGGGCGCCUUUGGGCGGCCAACGCGCGUCGAAGAGACAAAAACGCGUAACGCCGGAUCUCGCAAGUGCGCGGGAGAGGCAAGACGAAAAGCAUGGAAACGGAGUGGGGCCAGGAGGCAAGGAAGAAAACAACAGUCCUCGCCACAAGUCGCUGCCCAGUUCUCCGUGUUACUCGUUUUUUUCGGGCGCCGCCGAGGAGCGCGAGGACCGCAGUCGAGGGGGAAAGGCGCGAAAGGAAGGAGAGAAGGGGAGAGAUUUUGAGAAGCUGUCACAAGUCGUGACGCGCCGCAGUGCGGAUGCUUUCCUCUCUGGAGACGGCGAUUUGAAAGCGGAAGCGAGUCUCUCCGGCGGAAGACGCAAUUCUCUGGGGAGUGAGGACGACGGCGCGAGAGCGAGGCUUAAAAGAGGGCGAGAGGCGACCAGCCGCCUUUUCGCGUCGUUCCCUGCGCUCAGCGUCUCGGUCCUGCGCUCAGAGCGCGGGAAGGCAGAGAGGGAAGGGGGAAUCGAGAACGGCGAGAGAGACGGAGAAGACGGAAUUCCAGAUCGAACGGUCGCUCGGCAGAAGCUCCUCCAGGCUCCGAGCUCCGCCAUGCCACGCCGGGCAAGCUGCUAA
Molecule: messenger RNA, 7023 nt
Organism: Neospora caninum
Lineage: Eukaryota; Apicomplexa; Conoidasida; Eucoccidiorida; Sarcocystidae
Product: putative mitochondrial carrier domain-containing protein
Exons: 5
Coding region: 1-7023 (2340 amino acids)
Source: RefSeq, a predicted model, not a curated record